GGAUGGGAUCUCCUUCGGAGUCUCCAGCAGGGAAACUUUUCGUACCUCCCCCUCAGCCUGCCUGCUUGGUUCCAACAGCGCGUCGAUGGUCAAAAGGUUCACAUUUGGAGGCGCACAGAGGACCGGCGGCUCUCUACAAGAGCAGAGGUGAUUCACGUAGGCAGAAUGUGCCAGAAUCCUUAAAGAUAAACUAAAGGCUUUGGACGAUACUCGAUCGUUUUUUUUGAUUGCCGUACGUAUACCAGGCGCCAUGGCUCAAGCUGAAGUAGCACUCCUGCGGUGCGCGUUGUUUUUUCUCUACCUGCGUGUCUGCUUGAGCCAGCUUGAUUGCACCGGCACGGACUGUCCCCUGCUGGACAACUGUAUUGAAGAAGUCCUGGAGAGUGGUGCCUGUUGUGCUACAUGCUUACAAAAAGGAUGCGCAUGUGAGGGUUACCAGUACUAUGACUGCAUCAGUGCUGGAUUCAAGAAUGGCAAGGUACCCGAGGGAGACUCCUACUUUGUUGAUUAUGGGAGCACAGAGUGCUCCUGCCCUGCAGGCGGGGGUCGGAUCAGCUGCCACUUCAUCAGCUGUCCCGAUAUCCCACCAAACUGCAUUGAGGUUUCAGAGCCUGCAGAUGGCUGCAUGCAGUGUGAACGUGUUGGAUGUGUUCAUGCUGGACAAAAGUAUGAGGCUGGACACUCCUUCCAUAUUGACAUGUGCCGUGUGUGCCACUGUCCCAAUGAAGGGGGGAAGUUAAUGUGCUACCCGGUACCAGACUGUGAUGCACAGAAAUUUCAUAAUCCCAUGUUAGCUACUCCCACAGAAGAUAAUACAGUCAUCAGGCAUGAUAAUUUCCCAUACAGGUUUGACCAACAAGGCCACACAGAGCAAUUUGCCACCCCAUAUCACCUUCCCAAUGGAAAUCUUCCUCUCUUUAAAUUGCCACCACUUAAAGAGGAACCAGAAGACUACGAUUAUGGUCCUACAGACUCUCCAGAGAGCUACCCACAGUCCCUGGUCUUUCCCACUACAUCCUCUCCUUCUUUUAAAAAAGGUCUAUCCGUGUCCCAAGGCUCUGCCAAACCUGAUCGAGCCUCUUCUCUUCAGAGCUUUGACAGGCAAGGCAAACAGGCACUGAGAGAACGAUAUGGAGUUCAUGACCAUCCUUCAGGCAGAGAGGAAGUGACAGAAAGUCCCCUGAGACUAGAGCAGAGUACUGACAUGCCACAGAUGCAUGCCACAUCUUCUUGGCAGUCCUCACUGGGUCUAACAAGUUUGCAAGGUGUCCUUUUUAAUAAUUUAAGGCCUCAGAAAGAUUUAGACGAUCCACUGCAUGCCCACAAGAGUUUGGAUAGUGUCAUAUUUCCAUUACACAGAGAAUUAGAAAGUGAAAAGCACCCUGAGUUUCCACACGUGAGUUCCGAAAGUGCCGUUUAUCAUCAGCGAGGCACUGAAACUAAGGCACAUCACAAAAGUACAUCAGAUAGUGUGGCACCCAGAGGUUCUAUCAGUCAGACCAAUGUGAGUCUUCCAGUAAGGGAUACAGAGAUCCAAGCCAAUCAAGAAAGAGGAUCAGAUACAGUACAUUUUCCACUGUAUGCCAUAGAAAGCUCAGAGGCUCCAGUCCAUCCCCACACAAGUUCAAAUGGUCAAAAAGAAAUGGAGAGGCCAGUCACAGUUUAUGAUGAGGAAAGGUUGAAUAAUGAAGAGAAAGAUGAGGAAAAACAGGAAGAAAUAGUAACAUUUCAAAAUGUGCCUGGAUCUGAAGUAAAGGAUGUGCCUUACACAGCCAAGACGGUGCAACAAGAGAGAAGCAAAGAGGACUCAGAAAGCAGCAUUCCAACCAGCAUUUACGAUAAGGCCACUAUUGAGCCUGCCACUCCCUCCCAAAGGUGGCCUGAGUCCCUGACAACACCUGUAUUCCAUUUUAUCACCACCACCCAGCCACCAAUGAGAGUUAAACUGGAUGAGAGUCAGCCCCGUGGAGAGCCAGAUCAGAUGCUGCUUAGCCUUCACAGUGAAGGCAGAGAGGAGGCAAAGGAAGGGGUGAAAGAGGCCGAGGAACAUCGCCCUGUUUUGCUCAUCAGACCUGAGGAGGGUGUGUCCUCUGAGGAUCUGCUGCAGAGCUGCUGCACUGCUGGCCAGAGAUGGGCCUCUGAAAAUGGUAACUGCAAGCACAUGCCUCUGCUCAACAAUGACAAGCAUUCUGUUUGCAGUGUUGCACAGAAGCAGUGCUGUCUCAGCUCUGUGAAGGAAAGGCAGUGUGAAUUAGGUGUGACUGCAGCCAGAGAUGGGGACAGCUGUGAAGUGGAUGAGGAGGACUCGUGCCCAGAUGACUCCUAUCAGGUGUGCUGCAGCUGCUGUGUGCUUGGCUUACGGGUCCGCAGCGAAGGACGGGGUUGUGACGCUCACCAGCACCUGGGCUACCCAUGCGGUCACAUCUUCCUCACCUGCUGUGAGGAAGAGGACGGUCCGAGCCAAAUCCGGCUGAUGAGAAAGCAGAAGCAGAGACCAACUCCCCUGCCCAGGAGAGUAUCAGAAAGUAAGUUCCCCAAGGAAGCCUUCUCCAUCAGUUCCACAGAUGAAGCUGCCAACACGGUAGAGGAGCAGGAGGAUGUUGAUGAGUGUGAACUCUACCGCGGCCAGCUGUGCCAGCACACAUGCACCAACACCUGGGGCUCCUAUCUCUGUGGCUGCCGCCAGGGAUACAUCCUGCAGCUGGAUGGACAGUCCUGUGCACCAGUGAGCCCCGAGGAGGACAACAGACUUAGAGAAGUCGACAGUCCAGCUGCUACCACCACCACCACCACUACAACCAUUUCAACCACCGCCAGGCCUUUCAGCCUCAAUCCAUGUGCAGACAAUGGUGCCUGCAGUCAGCAGUGUACUGCCGUGGCAGGCCGGGCUCGCUGCUCCUGCUUCCCAGGGUUCUCACUGAUGACAGACGGACGCACAUGUGAAGAUGUGGAUGAGUGUGUGACUGGUGCCCACAGAUGCAGGCCCAGCGAGCGCUGUGUGAACACAGAGGGUUCGUUUGUGUGCGAGCUGCAGGUCACUUGUCCUGCUGGCUACCAGCUGAGGAACAGUCUUUGCGAGGAUAUUGAUGAGUGCACAAUUAGAACCCAUAACUGUGGUAUGGGCUUUGUGUGUGAGAAUACACUGGGCUCUUUCCUGUGUAAGCCCAAACACAAGUGCGUCAGUGGCUUCACACAGGACUCUCAUGGCAACUGCAUUGAUAUAAACGAGUGCACCAGUCUGAGUGAGCCCUGCAGUUCGGCCUUUAACUGUAUCAAUACUGUCGGCUCCUACACAUGCAAGAAGAAGACCGUGAUGUGCAGCCACGGUUACCAAGCCAGCCCUGAUGGAGCCAAGUGUGUUGACACUGAUGAGUGUAAGAUGGGCACACACCGCUGUGGAGUGGGCCAGAUCUGCCACAACCUCCCCGGCAGCUACCACUGUGACUGUCAGACUGGCUACCAGUAUAACGCCCUAACCAAAGUCUGCACUGAUGUAAAUGAGUGCUGGCGCUAUCCUGGCAGGCUGUGUGCCCAGACGUGUGAAAACACCCCAGGCUCCUACCACUGCUCAUGCACAGCUGGCUUCUCCCUCGCAAUCGAUGGCAAGAACUGUGAAGAUAAAAAUGAAUGUGACCAAAAGCCUUGCAGCCAGGAGUGUGCCAACAUCUAUGGCUCAUAUCAGUGCUACUGUCGCCAGGGCUACUACCUGAAAGAGGAUGGACACACCUGUGAAGAUAUUGACGAGUGCUCCCAGAGCAUCGGGAACCUUUGUGCCUUCCAGUGUGUAAACACUGCCGGCAGCUAUAAGUGUGCCUGUCCUCCUCAUAGAUAUGUCAUGGCUGCCAAUGGACACACCUGCAGAGAUAUUGAUGAGUGCGCCACUGGCACCCACAACUGCUCCUUUGGGCAGACCUGCUUCAACCUUCAGGGAGGCUUCAGGUGUCUCUCCUUCGACUGUCCUCACAACUACAAGAAAGUGUCAAACACACGCUGUGAGCGGAACAGCUGUCCCACUAACUCCUUAGACUGUAAGAAGUCUCCCUUGUGGAUCACCUACUACCAGCUCACCUUCCAGACCAACAUCAUCAUUCCAGCCCAGAUCUUCAGAAUCAGCCCAUCCCCUGCCUACUCUGGAGAUCAUAUUGUUAUUGGCAUCACAAAGGGUAACAAAGAGGGCUACUUCAGCACCCGCAAGCUGAACAGCUUCACAGGUGCUGUCUACCUGCAGAGAAAGGUCCGCGAACCCAAAGACUUCCAGAUAGAUGUGGAAAUGAAGCUGCUGAGGCAGGGGACGUUCACAUCAUUCCUGGCCAAGAUUUACGUCUUCAUAACGCCCAGCACUAUGUAAUACCAAAGAGACAGACAGAGACUAGACAUUUCGUAUGGUGCUAAGCAUUUUUGGCUUUCAGUUUUUCGUAAUGCCUCUCAAAGAAUCUUGUAGAAUAUUGCCAGAGAUUUAACUAUUCCUGUUUUAGCAGGCUUUCUGCUGUGGUUCCGUGACAAUAGUGUUUCCUGAAAAAACUUGUACUUGUAUGUAUGUAUUUUUCUGCUUCACUCUUGCAAACAUAACUUACGCCAAUUUUAGUGUCUGGUCAACUGUUUGUAUAGACUGGGGCUGGUCUGGUUCAGUGGUUUAUUCUCAGAUUUACUAUUUUCAAAAUGGCCUACCCAUGAAAAAUAGUUCUUGAAGAAACAAAUAAAACUUUGCAGCCUUAGAACUUAAACCUGGUUUAUGCUUACCAUUUUCGCCCUCGUGAACGGUGGUGUAAACCAAAAGUGACACCACAACCUCUUGCACCACCAUUUUGGUGUUGUUUCAGCUUUCGUGCACCUCAGUUUUUGUAACCUGUGGUAUGACUGGGAUUAAGACACAAGUGUAACAUUGUGUUGGUUUUCUCCACCAUUUCAAUGAUAUAUCAGUGCAGGAGCUUAGAGAUUCUCAGAUUAUAGAGAAAAAGAAACUUUUUGUAGAACAUUUUGAGAAAAAAAAAAAACUCCACAAAUUCUUUGCUUCCCAUUUAUACUUCUUCUAUUUCUAUAUCAGGGUUGAAGGUUUUUUUGAGUGGUGACGUGUCAUUCAGGAGAAUAGUGCAGCGAGUCCAGCGCACCUUCUAGCACCAGUAUAAAUGGUGUUGGGGUUUUGGUGAUGUCACAGUGGCCACUUUGGAUUAACUGAGGUCCAAAACUGACAAAAUUAAUAUGAAUAUAUGAAAACAAAUUAUAUUGUUUACUAAACAAUUCAAAUAAAAUCUAAAAAGAAAUAUGUUUUAAUUUCUUCAGUUUGAAAAUCUUUUGAAUAACCGAUCGUUUAUUUUAUUUUUCCAUUUUUGGCCACAGCGGCUAUCGACAGUGGAGAGAGAGACAGGAAAUGGGGGAGAGAUACGCGGGAAAAUUGGCGACGGGACGGGACUCGAACCCACGCCACCCGCACCACAAUGUGGCUUGCGUAUAUGAUCGCCAGCUUCACCACUAAGCCACCCAGGCACCCCAAUUGUUUACUAUGUGUGAUAAUUAAGGGUAUAUAAGGAUAUUGAAUAUUGUAUGUAUGUUUUACUUGGUAUUUUUUGUGAUUUGGCAUAAUUUUAAUAUUUCACUUUUUUAUUUCUCAUGUAAAUGAUAAUGUGAGAGACGUAUGUCCAUGCGUCUAUGUCUAGGCCAAGAAUUUGUUCAAAGUUGGAGUCUUAGAGUUUUGGCAUUAAAGAAUAAAUCUGGUCUAUUUCAACUUGAUUUCUUUCCCCGUUAUAGUGGUAAUUGUGCCUCUAAGGGUGUCUAAUUCAGGAAAGUGAUGAGUUUCACCAAUAAAUAAAUAAUAAAAAUAAAAGAAACAAAAUUUUGUUAUAAAAUAUUUUUUCCCAAAGAAAUUUAACUACAAUUCAGUUCAAUUUAAUUCAAUUUUAUUUGUAUAGCACCAAAUCACA
This is a messenger RNA of Archocentrus centrarchus (flier cichlid), 5918 nucleotides long. RefSeq names its product fibulin 2 (gene fbln2). The record is from RefSeq and is a predicted model, not a curated record. The coding region runs from base 251 to 4348 and encodes 1365 amino acids. Gene Ontology annotation, molecular function: calcium ion binding. NCBI's taxonomy places the organism in Eukaryota, Metazoa, Chordata, Actinopteri, Cichliformes, Cichlidae. Gene Ontology annotation, cellular component: extracellular region. The transcript is spliced from 17 exons.